This is a messenger RNA of Cadophora gregata, 612 nucleotides long. RefSeq lists its product as uncharacterized. Gene Ontology annotation, molecular function: methyltransferase activity. The coding region runs from base 1 to 612 and encodes 203 amino acids. Lineage: Eukaryota; Fungi; Ascomycota; Leotiomycetes; Helotiales; Ploettnerulaceae. Gene Ontology annotation, cellular component: nucleus. The record is from RefSeq and is a predicted model, not a curated record. The transcript has 2 exons.
AUGGAACAACCCUUUGUUGGAAGAAACGACCAAUCUUACUCCUUGGGACCACUGACAGAGUACCAACGAAAAUUAAGGGAAGGAAAUACAUCGAAGAACACUGUGAAGAACCAUGUCACGGCUAAAUUGCAUGCUCUUAAUACAGAAAGAGUCUGUAGUAUACCUCUUUGGCCUGGAGCGAGCUACAAGGACCUCCCUGCUGACCUUCGAAUCUCCCGAAAAGCUCCACAGGAGAACUCUUGUUCCAGAUUGGAUCUAUUGGGUAUACAGAACACCUGCAUGACUGUAAUGGGGAUUCUUGGAAGAUAUGGCAAAGUGAUUCAUCCGACUCAGUAUCGUAUUGAAUCUGUCAGAGAAUAUGCUCGCGUUCAAGGCUUUCCAGAUAGCUAUGUUUUCGACCUGGAAAAUUGGACAGUAGGAGAUGCUAUUAGAGGCAUCGGGAAUGCCGUUCCGAUUCCUCUUGGACGAAGUCUUGCCAAAGGGUUCUUGGACUCUUGGAUGGAGCACACGAAGCUUCCAGGCCGAAAUUCAGACGCAACUCGCACCAGUGAUGGUGAAAUUGGCACCAGUAUGGAUGAUGCGAUUAACCUGAUUUCAGAUGACGAUGAAUGA